AUGGCAGCAAAUGUCCAAUCCUCUUCCUUAUGGUCUAAAUGGUAUUCUUGCUUGAUUCCUACGACAUUCAUUGGUGUAGGACUCUUUUUGAUCGCAGGUAUAAUUGUACUGUCACUUAUUCCUGCAUUUAUACCAACAAAAACUUUAUCUGCUGGAGAUUCUUAUAGUUCCUUAAUCAACUUGAAAUACAAUAUACCACGAACUCUUGUAGGAGAUCUUAGUGAAAACACGAUGGUAUUACAUUCAGGCAAUUUAACCGAUAAUCGAGUGAAACUUUUUGAAGCUGUUCUUCAAAAUAAAUUAUAUUCGAACCAAAAUUUUAAAAAUCUUCGUAUUAAUAUAAGCCAAGUGUCGACGCAAUCAUUGGCGAGUAGUCGUCGUCGUCGAACAAUUAAUCGUCGUUCUUCAAACGGAGAGAGGGUGAUUAUCUAUCAAAAGUCGGAUAACUCUACAGAAUUUGAUCAAUUAGAAAUAUUCUUUCGAUUAGUGCGUCAUGAACCUUUGACAAAGAGUAUCAUUUCGAGUGCUCUUAUCAAUAUUUUCAAUCAAAUCGAAUUUAAUGCUACAACAUUUCUUACAUUAUUUGGUGAUGAUUCCACGAGCGGUUUAUCAACACGUGCAAUUAGUUAUCAUGUCAAGGAUAGUGGAAUUAUGACAUUUGACGAUGUAAAUGUCUUUGGUAUCAAACAUUAUACUGGAAAUAUUCAAAAUAUUUAUGCAAUUCAAACAAACAAUACUAUUUAUACAAUUGACAAUGGUAAAAUUGUUCGAAUACGAUCGUUAAAUGAAACAUUCGUUUUUAACUAUGAUGAUGUUAAUAAUCAUACUUACCAAACACCUAAUAUUACAUUUCCAACACCAAUAUUUAUCUUUCCACAAAAUGAAUCGGUACCAAAUAUUUUCACAGGAAUUCUUGUAAAAUUGAAUAAUCAAAUUAGUAGUAGCUCAGUUGAUGAUGGUACUUUAUUACUAAAUUAUCUUGAUGCAAAUCAAAUUAACAAAAGUGCAGUUAUGUUAACUAUGGGUGGUGGAAGAUAUUAUGUACCAUUACCAACUAAUGAUUCAUUAUUUGAUAAAUAUUAUGAUUCAAAUAAAUUUCUUACAACAAUUACUCAACAGAGUGAUGCAUAUUUACAAUUAUUUCAAACUUAUCCAAUUGUUGAUAUAUGUUCAAAAGUUCCAGAUGUUGGCAAAUCAUUUUGUUCGUUCAUUGUUCAAGAAAUGACUGUAACAAUUCCUGGAGUUCUUCGUACAGCAUCACAAAAUAUUUCGGAGUUUCAAACAAAAUCUCAAUUGUUUGGUCAAAUGACUAAUUUUACAGUUAUUGCUUUGGUUCCUGGAGAAGAAUCACUAAUAAUACCAUUGAAUACAAAUAACCUAAUUAGUAGUAAAUCAAAUACUCGAGUGGUUAGAAAUGUUAAUGAUAUAGAUAUAACUCAAUUAAAUACAUUUUCGAUUCAAAUAAUUGGUGCUCGUGGUCAAUGCAAUGAAGAAACAGUAGCUGGAAAUGAUAUACCUGAUGAUAGAAUUAUUGAGAUUGGUAAAUCACAUACGACAGUAACAUUUUCUUAUGAAACAUAUGUUAUCAAAGAUCAAAUCGAAGUUUAUUACAUGAAUCAACAAAUCUUUUCAACUGGAUGUGUCGGUGCCAACGGAGCAAUAAAUUUAACUUUAGAUGGUGAUGAAAGUACAUUGAGAGUCAAUGUUAUUCCAGAUUGUGCAGGUGACACUGGAACUGCUUGGUAUUACUCUUUACAAUGUACCAAUGAAUUAAUUUGUGAAGACGAUAUUUGCUAUUGUGGAUUAACCCGUAAAAACUCUACACAAAUUCAACCUGCUACAUAUAAUGGUUGUGGAGGAGAAGGUUCACCUUUUAAUUUCCUUAUUAAUCCUUUGGGCGAUAUGUGGGGAUUUACACCUGCCUGUAAUGAUCAUGAUAUGUGUUAUGGAACAUGUAACAAUCUUAGAAAUACAUGUGAUACAAAUUUUCUUACAAGUAUGCAGCAAACUUGCUCGAAGUUUUCUUCUCUUCCUGAUGGAUAUAAUAAUUGUGAAGGAUGGGCGGGCAUAUUUUAUCUUGCUGUACACUUCGAAGGAACACAUUUUUUUGUUCCUGGUCAAAAAGACGAUUGUAAUUGUGUUACAAAAUGA
Adineta steineri is the source of this 2151-nucleotide messenger RNA. NCBI's taxonomy places the organism in Eukaryota, Metazoa, Rotifera, Eurotatoria, Adinetida, Adinetidae. The record is from the annotation of a GenBank genome assembly.